ACUCUAAAUCAAACAGGGCCUCAAAAUGGCCCAGGUUGGAUGACUGGUCCUAGAACCCUAGUGCCCUCAUCUGUCUAAAACCCUAGUUCGGUGAAGCACUAGCCUGAGCGGCGGCGCGGACCGGCGAGACGACUGACCGAACGAGUGCGCCAGAGAGCUCCCUGCAAACCUUGCCGCGCAGUAAAUGGAACGCAGACGUGCAGACAAGGAGGAGGCAGAAGAGCCGCUGAGGCCCGAGGAGGAAGAAGAUGAGGAGGACGAAGAGGAGGGGUGGGACGACUGGUGCUCCGACGGCGAAGAUGUUGGCGGUGGGCUGCUGUGUUUGUUCUGUAGCUCGAGUUUCGACUCCGAGAGCUCACUCUUCGAGCACUGCGCCGCCGAGCACUGCUUUGAUUUCCACAUGAUUGUGAAGGAGCUGGGGCUGGAUUUCUACAGCUGCAUCAAGCUCAUCAACUUUGUCCGCUCCAAGGUUGCAGAGAAAAAAUGCUGGAGCUGUGGCCAAGCAUUCUCUUCCAACACAGAACUCUGCAGCCACUUGCACACAGUGGAGAAUUGCCUAAUUGAGGGAAAGGUGCCAUGGGAGGACGAUGUGUACUUGAAACCUUUCAUGGAAGAUGACUCCCUUUUGCACAGCUUGUCAAUCGAUGACGAUGAUGAAGAUGGGGACUGUGGAGUGUCAAUGGAAAAGGGACAAUAUUCAGCUGGGAAUGAGGUUUUAGCUGAACCAUGGGGGAACAAGCUGAGCAGCAUAUCAGAAAGAAAUGAUUCUGACAUCAGUGCUCAAUUUCAGCAAGAGUGUACUAUUGGUAGUACACAAAGGGAAGUCAGAGAGUCCCUUCAUGUGGCGAUUGAUGGCCACCUAAAGGUUGCACGUGCUAGUGUUAAUUCCAAAGCAAUCAAAACUGUGGAUGAUAACUACUUUGGAUCUUAUAGUUCAUUUGGUAUCCACAGGGAGAUGCUCGGUGAUAAAGUCAGAACAGAUGCUUACAGAGAUGCAAUUUUAGGCAAUCCUAGCCUAAUAAGUGGAGCAACUGUACUAGAUGUUGGUUGUGGCACAGGAAUUCUAAGUCUUUUUGCAGCUAGGGCUGGUGCAUCUAGAGUUGUUGCUGUUGAUGGGAGUGCAAAGAUGGCUUCUGUGGCUACCCAAGUUGCAAAGAAUAAUGGUCUGUUGUAUGAUGAGAACGUGGAAGCAGAACAGAAGCAAGGCAGUGCUCAAGUUAUAAGUGUCGUACAUACAAAGGCUGAAGAGCUAAACCAGAAAAUACAAGUCCCACAAAAUGGCUUUGAUCUAUUAGUGAGUGAAUGGAUGGGAUAUUGCCUGCUGUACGAAUCCAUGCUAAGUUCUGUCAUAUAUGCACGUGAUCAUUUUCUAAAACCUGGUGGUGCUAUUCUCCCAGAUACUGCAAUGAUUCUUGGUGCUGGCUUCGGGAAAGGUGGAACUAGCUUGCCAUUUUGGGAAAACGUAUAUGGCUUUGAUAUGUCAUGUAUUGGCAAAGAAGUAACUUCAACUUCAGCUCGAUUUCCUGUAGUUGAUGUACUGUCUUCUCAGGAUAUUGUGACAGAGACUGCUGUACUCCAUUCCUUUGAUCUUGCAAGUAUGAAGGAAAGUGAGAUGGAUUUUACUGCAAGCUUUGAGCUGAUGCUCAGUGAAAGUAGUGCCACUGUGUCAGGAGUGACCUGGUGCUAUGGCAUUGUCUUGUGGUUUGACACGGGGUUUACCGACAGAUUCUGCAAGGAGAAGCCUGUUGUCCUCUCCACCUCUCCCUUCUCUACACCAACUCACUGGUCACAGACAAUCUUCACCUUUGAAGAGCCCAUUGCAAUGGCGAAGGAGGAAUCAACCCUGGGUUCAUCUGCAUUGGCUGGCACAGAUGAGUGCCCAGCUACGGCGCUCAGGUCUCGGAUCAGCAUCGUGAGGGCAUCUGAGCACCGCAGCAUAGACAUAUCGGUUGAAACCACAGCAAUCAGUUCAGAUGGCCGGAAGCGCAGCUGGCCUGUUCAGAUAUUCAACUUGUGACCAAUCAUUAUACCUCUUUGGGCUUCCUACCACCACAAGCAAUUGUUACUAGAAUUUGUCUUGGUCGUUUAAGUUUUGCACACUGAAUGGAGCACUUUGUGCUACUGAUUUUUUGGUAAAACGAUGAUCGUGAGAAUUAGAUUGGAAGGCUUUCUGGAAUGGUUAGGGUGUAAUGUUGUACAAUAAUCUAAUUCGCAUUGGUUUGGCCCUAGUUCAGUUGAAUGAUGUUGACGGGGUUGAAGGCAAACAUAAUGUAUUUGUUGUAGUCAUCAAACGUGUUGCGCACAA
Zea mays is the source of this 2305-nucleotide messenger RNA. Its product is annotated as probable protein arginine N-methyltransferase 3. Gene Ontology annotation, cellular component: nucleus. The transcript has 7 exons. NCBI's taxonomy places the organism in Eukaryota, Viridiplantae, Streptophyta, Magnoliopsida, Poales, Poaceae. Gene Ontology annotation, molecular function: histone methyltransferase activity; protein-arginine N-methyltransferase activity. Gene Ontology annotation, biological process: chromatin remodeling; peptidyl-arginine methylation, to asymmetrical-dimethyl arginine. The record is from RefSeq and is a predicted model, not a curated record. The coding region runs from base 185 to 2017 and encodes 610 amino acids.